Molecule: messenger RNA, 1259 nt
Organism: Lindgomyces ingoldianus
Lineage: Eukaryota; Fungi; Ascomycota; Dothideomycetes; Pleosporales; Lindgomycetaceae
Product: Isy1-like splicing factor
Exons: 1
Coding region: 239-1057 (272 amino acids)
Biological process (GO): generation of catalytic spliceosome for second transesterification step; mRNA 3'-splice site recognition
Cellular component (GO): catalytic step 2 spliceosome; post-spliceosomal complex; Prp19 complex
Source: RefSeq, a predicted model, not a curated record
CAACGCGUCAACGAUAACUUCUUUCCUGCAUUUCAGGGAACUAUACGACAGCUCGCUUAAUCGCGCGUGCCUUCACUCUCACAUCUUGGUAGAACUUGCUUUCGUUUAGACUGCAGGCAGCUUCUUUUUUGUUUAUUUACUUGGUUUUCGCCAAUUUGCCUGUCGACCUAAUCCAAGCCCUACAUCCCUCACGCAACAGCUUCCGCAACCUCAUCAACACCACACCCCCACCGCAAUCAUGGCGCGAAACUCCGAAAAAGCGCACUCUAUGCUCUUCCGCUUCCGCGCCGCCGUCGCAGCAGAAUCCGGCAUCUUCGACGUCGGCCGCACGCGCCGCCCAAAACUCAUAACCUCCAUCACCGCCGUCCCCGUCUGUGAAAAAUGGCGCGGUCAAGUGCUCAAAGAAAUCUCGCGCAAAGUCACCAAAAUUCAAGACCCAGCUCUUUCGGACUUCCAAAUUCGGGAUCUAAAUGAUGAGAUCAAUAAACUCAUGCGGGAAAAGCAUAUGUGGGAGAGUCAGAUUAGGACGCUUGGCGGGCCGAAUUAUAUGAGGGGCGGACGGGUGUUAGAUGAGGAGGGGAAAGAGGUUCCCGGGGGUGGGAAGGGGUAUAAAUAUUUUGGACGGGCAAGGGAGUUGCCGGGGGUGAAGGAGUUGUUUGAGGGGCAGGGAAGACCUCAGGAUGAGGGGGUGUAUGUGAAAGGGGGGGAGGCGAGGAGAGAGCUGAGGGGGAAGAUUGAUGCGAGGUAUUAUGGAUAUAAUCUAGAUGAGGAGGAUGGAUCGUUGUUGGAGUAUGAGCGGGCGAAGGAGAAGGAGGCGUGGGACAAGUUUAUGGAGUUGGGGGAUGAGAUUGAGGAUGUCAGUGCUAGCACAGGUGCGGGAGCGGGUGCAGGGGCGAAGCGUAUGAGGAAGAAUGGCGGAGAGCAAGGCCAGAAAGAGUGGGUAGAGAUUCCGGGGGAUACGGGAGAUGGAGUGAGGUGGAAGGUUCCAAGCCUGGAUGAGGUUAAUGAGGAGUUGGUGGAGCGGAGGAGGAGGAAGCUUUUGGAUAAGCUGGGUUGAAGGGUCUUUGGUGCAGCAUCUUCAGUGGCUCUCUUCAUAGACCAUGCUUCCGAACGGACACAGAUUUUCCCUCAGACCGUGGAAGUUGAUUCAAGUUGGGCAGACAUUCAUUGCAGUCAUUUAUUGGGCGGAUUGCGGUUUGGACUGGGCUAGGGCAGAUUGAUACCCUUUGUCGAACAGCGGCAGAAAAAGGUCUUUUGGC